CACACACCUGCCCAUGCAACUCCAUGGCAAGAGCAGGUGCUGCCUGCACUCCUGAGUUUCAUCGUCAAGUUUUGACAGGCUUCUGAUUUGGUAGCAUCUGAUUUUCAAUUGGGCAUUUUCUCUGCUCACGAUGCUUUUUGCUCAAGCAGGUUUCUGACGGGGUUGCGUGGCGUCCCCCGCAAUGGACGACGCAGACUUGAGUGCCCUGCUGGACGAGCUGGGGAGCGACGGCAGCGAAGAUGAGAGCGCGUUUGAGAGGACGCUGGACGAUAUCCUGGGAGAAGACGGGGACAGCGAGGAUCUUUGGACAAUUGACCCCCAGCCAACAAAGGAGGUCAGCAAGGUGGUCAAGGUCCAGCCGAUCAAGGAGUUGACACCAAGGCACAGCGGCGAAGAGUUGGAAAGAGCGGCGAGGAGUCCAGCUAAAAGUGCAUCCGAUGGGGGCAGUGUCAAAAGUGGGAGAGGUAUCAUGCCGGUACAAUCAAUCAGUCCGCCAAAGCAUGUGCCAUUGGCGAGCCCUCCAGGGAAGAAACUGGCCUCCAGUGUGCCUGAGACGAAGCGGGCCGCAGAGAAGAGCUCGCCGGAAUUGCCGGUCGCUGAUCAGCGGAGCACCCAGCAAUUAGCGCAGGAGACUGGCGAGGGGUUUGGUUUGCGGCCUUCGGUACUGGCAGAAGCAAGCCAUUCGGAAGCUUCAGUGAAAACUGCGGCCGUGAGGGGUCAGGAAGCCUUUCCAAAGUCGCCCCCGUCCGAGGUUAAGAAGAGGGACAGUUCGAAUGAAAGGGUGGUGCAAAAUGGGGUUGAGUCAUCGUCAAAGCCGCAGGUUCUGGCAAAGCAGCGGUCGGAUGCUGGGAAGCGGUCCGAGGCUGCUGUUAGAGAAGAGGGGGAAAAGGGGGCAGUUCCGGGUCCAGCACCGAAGGUUGCGGUUAACCAUGAGGAACCACAGCAAAACGAAGUCUUGGAACCUCACCGUGUGCAAGAAAGCCACUCGGCAGCACCUCAACCGAAUGGGGCUGAGAAUACGGACUUGGCAAGGGCUGAAGUGGAAGCAAAACUGAAGCUGCGGGAACGCGACUUGGAGCGGCUUUUGGAGGACAGCGUUCAGGAGGUGGGGGCGGGGGCGCCUGUGGACGAGAAAAGUGCGGGUGAGGCGAGCGAGGGGGAGACGAAGGGGCUUGAAAACAGCGAAGUUGCGCCAGAGGAGCACCUGGACCGUCAGCCAAGCGCCUUACAGAUCGCUGAGGAACUAGAGCGGCUGCGCUCGUCUUCCGGGGCUCAUCUGGAGGAGGGCGCGGCCGCACAGCCGAUGCAACUGGAGGGCGCCUGGGCUGGGCCCCCCGCAAUUGGAGUUCUUCGGGUGGAAGAAGUGGAGGCGCUCUCUGCCGCACUCGGAACACCCACCAUGAAAAGAGACCAUGGCGAACCGCAGGCCCUCGCCCUCCACCCCAGCUUCAUUGCCGUCGGUCUCUCCCGAGGGGGGGUCCUCAUGGCUCCUGGGAAGCCCAGCAAAGACAGCGCUCACCAGAACCAGUCCAAGGCGUUCGUGCUCGGAGGGGGGGGACACGUGGCAUGCUGUGCGCUGGACGUGCACCUGUCGGGGGAACUGCUGCUGGCGGGGUAUGCGGACGGGACGCUCAUCCUGUGGGACGUCCAACGUGCGACGCCAGCGAGGGCUAGCUUCGGCGUCGGCCCCGACGAGCACGCGGCCGGCUGCCCGAUCACGCACGUUCGAUUCCUGGCCGCAUUACCGGACCAGCCGCGCAUCAGCCGCGCAGUGACGGCGGAUGCCAAGGGGAUCGUCAUGCUGCACAUCUUCAGCUCGGUACCUAUUCUCCGCCGCUACACGGUGACCAGUCAGCGCCUCCUCGACGGCUCUCAAGCGAUCGGCCCGGUCCUCGAUCUCAAACCCCUCAUCACUUCUGAGCCCUCCCACCCCCCUCCCACCCUCUCCCUUCCCGCUGGUGUGAACGCCCACCAAAACGAGCCGAGGGGCGUGUUAACACCGAGGACGUCCUACUCGGAAGUAGGCGCGCCGUCGCCAAAACCUGCGGGGACCCCCCCGGGGGAGAGGUCGGUGGGAAGGUUUGAUAAGGGGCUCGAUAUGGGGCGGAAGGUGCUGGUGGAUGCCGGACUGGACAAGAGCUUGGACAUGGGCAGGAAGUUUUUGUUCGACGCUGUGAACACGGCUGCCGACGCGGGCAAGGUGAUUGCGGGGGCGGGUUCCGUGAAGGGCGUGGCGGAAGACCUGAUCGAGAAGGGCCUGGUGGCCAUGCUCACGGGAUCCACCAUUCUAGUUGCGCUGCUGGCCGAGAAAAUGCAGGUUCUCGUCCGCAUGCCCCGUCCCGAGAGCGUCCGCGACGGCGCCGUCCCUUACUGCGCGUGGCGCAAGCCCCACCACUGGCCCGCGUUCCAAACCCCCGACACCCCGCCGCGCGUUUCCGAGUCCUCUUCCGACCCCGCGACUUCCCCCGCCCCUGAAGCUCCAAAAGUCUCCACGCUCGAAGAGGACCGCCUCCGGCGGCCUCCGCUGCUGGCCGUCGGAUGGGAUCGGACGGUCCUGAUCUGCCGGCUCGGGCGGGGGGGGCUGAGGAUCCUGUCCAGGUGGCAGCUGCAAGGGGAUGCUGACGUCACGGGGAUCACGUGGCUUGGGGAUGACGUACUUGGGGUGCUGACGGGGCGCGAGGAGAUGUGCGUGUACUGGGUGACGACGGGAGAGGAGAUCGAACGGUUCAUGAUUGGGGUGACGGGGGGUGAAGAGGCAGCGGUCUCUCAUUCGCACUACACAAGCAGCGCUGGCAGUCCCGUCAAAGCGUACCACAACUCUGUCGCCGCGCGCGGCCCCGCAAUGUUCGUGCUCGGCCCGUCGGCACUGAAAGUCGGCCGACUGCUGCACUGGAAAGAACGCUUGGAGGGCCUCCGGCAGGCGGGCGACUGGGUGGGCGCUUUCCAUGCAGCCAUGGAAUUGUACGAUGGGAAAGCAAAGGGCGUGCUCGGCGUGCCGCCCUCGCUGCCGGCGUUGCACGAGGCCAUCAUGCCGACUCUGCUGUCGUUGUUGGCGGCAUACAUCGACGAAGCGAUGGCUUACGUCGGCCUUUCUCUGGGCACCAGCAAAGGGGAGCCGGAGGAGCAGUCGGAGGGCGUCGCACAAUAUUCUGGGGUCGGGGGUGUCGCCAUCGAGUUCUGUGUGCACAUCGGCCGGCCUGAGGUCCUGUUUGAGGACGUCUUCGACAAGUUUACAGCAGUGGGGCACCAAGGCACGUUCCUGGAGCUGCUGGAGCCGUACAUUCUGAAGGACACGCUGCGCGGUUUGGCCCCCGCUGUGAUGCAGGCUCUGGUGGAGCACUACAGCGUCAAGGGCUGGCUGCAGCGCGUCGAGCAGUGCGUGCUGCAUAUGAACAUCGCAAGCCUCGACUUCAAUCAGGUGGUCCGGCUGUGCCGGCAGCACAUGCUGUACAGCGCGCUCAUCUACGUCUUCUCCAGCGGCCUGGACGACUUCGUGACGCCCCUCGAGGAGCUGCUCGCGGUCGCGCGGGACACGCAGAGCGCGCAUGCGCGCGCGUUUGGGUACAAGCUGUUGGUCUACUUGAAGCACUGCUUCCUCGGCCUCGCCUUUCCCCCAGGCAACGGCCCCCUCGACCCGGGGCGCCUGCCGUCCCUCCGGUCCGAACUCAUAAACUUUCUUUGCGCGUCCGAAGCGUCCGGACACGUCAGCGGAGCUUCCAAUGACGUGAGCAAGGCUGAGGCAAACGGGCGCACAGGCGAAGGGGACAGCGUCGAAAAGGAGACCAGAUUCGCUAGACUACGCUAUCUACUGGGUCUCGAUACUGAGGCGGCCUUAAGAGUUCUGAGCGCAGCGUUUCCGGAAUCGGGGCCGCUCGCAAUUGGCAGGUUUGGGGAAGGGUUCCAGGGCGACCGGGGGGAGGUUACGGAGCCAACCGACGAGGUUAGAGACCAGGUUGGGGAUAACGGAGAGCUGAAAAGCGCGGAAAUGGCGGAACGGGUCUUGAGCAACGACGAAGCGUCGACUUCGAGCCCCGGGAAAUUGCGACUGCGGAAAGUGGGGGCGCGGCUUGGAAAGCGGUUUUUAAACGGCGUCGGCUCUUGGCGAGGGGGGGUGGAUUCGCCUGGUGGGCCGCCCCCCGGACAUGGAGAAGCUCCCGUUGACAUUGUUGCCGGGGGGGAGGACAGCGCACAGAACGAGAGAACGGAGGCGGGGGCUUCAAGCGAUGGAGACGCGCUUGUGCAGAUGGUUGUGGAUGCUCUGAUCGAGAUUUGCAGAUCGGAGGAGGGGGGACUGUCAAGCUCAGUGCGGGAUGGAAGUGUGAACUCAAGCCCCGGCCGUGCUUCAAAGGCUGACACCGCCAGCCAAAUGUUCGAAUUCUGCGCUCGGUUCAUAGCUACCGGGCACGCGGUUGUCUCCCCUAGUGUUCUCGACUGGCUCAUCCGACGGCUGUGUGGAGCCCGGGGCAAGUCACCGGGCGCUUCCGAUAAACACGGUUCAAGAGCUAACCCACGCGCUAACCCAGCGAAGCACGCACGGGCCGACUCCUCGGAAGCCGUCGUCGUUUCCCUUCUAAAGGGCGCUCUCGGCUUGCCAAAGCCGCUGGGAACUCUAACGGGUUUUGACGCGGAGGGUUUACUUGUGUUAACGGACGGUUUAGGCUUUUGGCACGCGGCCGCCCUGCUGCACGCGGCUCAAGGGCGCUUUGCCGCAGCGCUGGAUUCGCUGCUGAAGGACCCCAGCCUGGCGGAAGAGGCGUUUGCGUUCGUCAGCAAGUACCUGAGCGGGGAUCCCUCGGAGGGGGUGCAAGCAGACGCCGUCCGUUCUGCCGUGCUGGCCCGCCUCCCCGCCCUAGUUCGCCUCGACGCCAACGCGGCCGCGUGCAUCGUCGCGGACCACCUCGCCUCCGACAACGACCGGGUGCUCAAGGCCCUGGGGUCAUUCCCCGACCUCCAGUUCGCCUAUCUCAAGGGCAUCGUUACCGCUCAGGCAGUAACGGUGGCGCCCGGGGUGGGCGGACCCGGGACGUCGAAGCUGGGGGAUUUGUUGCAGCGGGCGGGGAUCGAAGUCACGGAUGAGAUGGCGGAACUGUACGUGGGUCUGAUGUGCCGCUUCGAGCCUGGCAGCGUGCUCCCCUUUUUGGAGAGCCACCAAGCGUACCGCCUCGAGCAGUGCCUCGCGCUCUGUCAGCGCUUCGGGGUGACCGACGCAUCAGCGUACCUUCUCGAAAGGAUGGGUGACGUCGGCGCCGCCCUCAACCUCGUCCUCAGCCAAGUCACUGCCAAGAUGUCCGCCCUUGACGCUGCGGUCGCUGCACGCUUCUCUGGCGCGCACACGGACGACUUUUUGGAGGGCGACCUUCCGGAUUUAUCGGACCUGCCGGAGCUGCCGGCGGCCGAGAAAGCGCUAGAGGUCGCCGUGGCGUUGUGCCAGCGCAACACGCAGCGGAUGGACCCCCGGGAAACGGAGGCGCUGUGGUUUCGGCUGGUGCGGCAGUACAUGGAGCCUCUCAGGGGGCUGAAAGAAGGGGCAGCUCGCGGGGGGGUAAAAGGGACCAGUGCCAAGGGGGGGGGAGACUACCCGGCUUUUCAGCGGGAGAAGGGUAGCGACGGUGUGAAUGGGCACGGGCCGAACGGAAGGAAGAGCACUGGGGGGCUAAAGGGGGGCACAGGACGCGGGGAGGGGGGUGCUUUGCAGUGCGCAGGCAACCCCCCCGCGGCGCGCGCGCUGCGGCGGGUGCUGGCACGGUUCAUCAGUGCGAUCAUGUAUGCUAUGAUGGGCCACGUGCCUUUGGGAACAAUUCUUAACAAGAUUCUGCAGGAUCAUGGGGGGGAUGAGUUUGGGGACUUCAAGGGAACCAUUUUGGGCAUGCUUGGGACGUUUGGCUACGAGCGCGAGAUUCUGCGCACCGCUCGGGACCUCAUAGAAGACGACACGUGGCAGUCCCUGGACCAACUGAAGCGGCUGCGGUCGCACGGGCUGGCGCCGAACCGUGCCACGUGUUGCGUGUGCGAGCGGCAACUGAGUGAAAAGCCGCCGCAAGGAGGGGGUAGUGAAGAUGGGCAGAACGCGGGGGGCACCAGCGUGCCUACUUCAAAAGCACCCCCCCGGAAGAAGCGGAACCCGUCCCAGGAAAAGCUGCCGGCCUUGCGCGUAUUCGUCUGCGGGCACGUCGCGCACGCCGCCUGCGCUGAGGCGGGGGGGUUGGAUUGCCCCGUCUGCGGACCCCCCGGAAAGGUGGAGCUGAGCGACGCGCACGACAAGGGCAAGCGGCCCCUGGUUGAGGAAAACGAGUCGAGCUCGGGCGGGGGGUUGGGCGGGGGUUUGGGGAUCUUAACCCGGGGGGUUCAGCCGCAAAACUCACCGAGUCAGCGGUCUCGGCUGGCUUUGUUGCGGGACUUAGAUCGGGGUAACGACUUCUACGGAAGGAGUGAGGGGCUGCAGUUGGCGCCCCCUCCGGUGGCGCAAACCCCGAGCUACGUGGAGCGGAAACCGGGGAGGCUGCCACGGCGGGCGGUCUACUCGUCAUCGGCGCAUGGGUUGGGUUCCGCAAGCACUCGCUACAGCAGCCCCAUCGAGGAGGACGACCUUACAUAGCUUCGGGGCGGCCAGCGGCUCUCUGCGGGCCGUUCCUUUAUUCUACAGAUCGAGAUCACAGUUCGAUGCAGAGCGUAGCUCAAUGCGAGUCGUUCGAUGCAAAGACUUAUACUUCAACGGACGUCAGCCUGCAAAUCCGCUUGCCUUGUCGGUUUCAAGACUAAAUACAAAACUCCGACGCAUCUACUUUCACGCCGUAAUGGUAAGGUGCUCUGCAUGUCACUGUGCC
Klebsormidium nitens is the source of this 6824-nucleotide messenger RNA. The record is from the annotation of a GenBank genome assembly. NCBI's taxonomy places the organism in Eukaryota, Viridiplantae, Streptophyta, Klebsormidiophyceae, Klebsormidiales, Klebsormidiaceae.